GGCCUCCUCCACUCGGUGAGGAUUGAGGAGUCGCCACCCGUCGUCUUCCUUUCGCGCUCAUCGAAUCGGAAUCUGACGAGCCGGAACACGAAGCUCUCUCGCCCCCGCUCCUCCCUCGGUUCGGAGCUCAGGCUUUUCGUUUCUUCCCUCUUGGAGGGUGGUGGUGGUGUUCCGGAGGGUGAUGGAGGAUCCGGGGGCGAGAUCGCCGAUGCUGGGGGCGAACGGGGGGCGGAGGAGCGGGAGGUCGCUCCGCCGGAGGAACUCCGUCGACACGCUCAGGACCGAGUUCGUCGCGAAGCUGCCGGAGAAGAUCCGCUCCGGCCUCGACGUGGAAUCCGACCCGUACGACAUCGAUUUCUCCAAGACCAGAGGCUUGAGCAAAGGGGAGAAGGAGUACUAUGAAAAGCAAAUCGAGACCCUGAAGUCCUUUGAAGAAGUGGACACUGUGGUGAACUCUGAUGAUGUAGAUGACGAAAAUCUGGAAGAACAAGUGCAGCACGAAAGAGCGAUGAUGAUAUCGAACUAUGCGAAUAUCGUGCUGCUGGCAUUUAAGAUCUACGCGACAAUUAAGAGUGGAUCAAUAGCUAUUGCAGCAUCUACAUUGGAUUCUCUACUUGAUCUCAUGGCUGGCGGCAUACUUUGGUUCACACACCUGUCGAUGAAGAAGAUUAACAUUUACAAGUAUCCCAUUGGAAAAGUGAGGGUGCAACCGGUAGGAAUAAUCAUCUUCGCAGCUGUCAUGGCUACUCUAGGCUUUCAGAUACUGGUCCAAGCUGUAGAAGAGUUAGUCGAAGAUGAAGCUUCUGAAAAGAUGAGUUCGAGCCAAUUGGCAUGGCUAUACUCAAUCAUGUUAUCUGCUACUGUUGUAAAACUUGCUCUCUGGAUUUACUGCAGAAGCUCAUCGAAUGACAUCGUUCGUGCUUAUGCGAAGGAUCACUAUUUCGAUGUGAUAACAAAUGUAGUAGGUCUCGCGGCGGCAGUUCUUGGUGAUAAAUACUACUGGUGGAUUGACCCCGCCGGUGCUAUUUUGCUUGCAUUUUACACCAUCACCAAUUGGUCCGGAACAGUCAUGGAAAAUGCAGUUUCGCUUGUAGGACAGUCGGCGCCUCCAGAAUUUUUGCAGAAACUAACUUAUUUGGUGAUAAGACAUCCUCAAAUCAAGCGGAUCGACACUGUCCGUGCUUACACCUUUGGCGUGCUUUAUUUUGUGGAGGUUGACAUUGAACUUCCGGAGGAGCUGCCUUUGAAGGAGGCCCACGAGAUAGGGGAGACCCUCCAGAUAAAGCUUGAGAAGCUCCCAGAAGUCGAGCGGGCAUUCGUUCAUCUCGACUUCGAAUGCGAACAUAAACCAGAGCACAACGUCGUGAGCCGGCUUCCGAACAACUAGAAUCUGGGGCUGCGAGGACAUGGUCCAUCGCGGAUGGAAGAUGAGAUUGUCCUUCCCCAUGAAGGAAGUGCUCGUCAAGAAAUUCGCUUGCUUGGGGGGGAAUGGGGGUUUUGUGGAAACGGAAGACUGGAUGUUGUGUCCUGCAUCUGAGUCUUUUCCCCCAGCAUCACAACUUUGCCGGACAAUUCUACUGUUUCAUUUCAAAAGGACCGAAGUUUUGUCUAUUGUUGGUAUAUUUCUGAAAGAGUUGCCGGGUGUUAAAAAACAGUUUGAUGCCCAAAAAAAAAGAGACAUCCAUCUGUUUAAUUUUCAAGCUGCAGAGUUGAAAAGCAUUUUGGAUAUCCAAAUCUGACUCGGAACCGAGGCUUUAUACGAGAGAGGAGACGACGACGACGUGUGGUGUUGAAUUUUGGCCGGCGAAGUCGUGUUUGACUGCACGGGAUUUGGCUUCCGACGAUCGUGAAAUGAGUGCAGACGACAUGGGAAGCCACUGUUGCUGCACCUUCCUAGUGAUUUACCUGGCUGUUGCGUUUACCCAACUAAGUAAACAGCUGCUCACGGCUCAAUCGACAGUCAAAGUCAACUAACGGGAGAUUAGAACUUACGCAAGAUGCCUGUCGGUAGGAAUUCGAGAUGUAGACUUUAUAUGACGUGGUCUCAUCCAUGUACGAUGUCACGGAUUUCUGGUGAAGAUGAUUUGCGUGAUGAUUAUGUAAUGAUGGGAAAAGUGGAUUAGGUUGAAAA
This is a messenger RNA of Syzygium oleosum, 2131 nucleotides long. RefSeq names its product metal tolerance protein 4-like. The transcript is spliced from 7 exons. Gene Ontology annotation, biological process: monoatomic cation transport; transmembrane transport. The record is from RefSeq and is a predicted model, not a curated record. Gene Ontology annotation, molecular function: manganese ion transmembrane transporter activity. Bases 182 to 1387 code for a protein of 401 amino acids. Gene Ontology annotation, cellular component: membrane. Lineage: Eukaryota; Viridiplantae; Streptophyta; Magnoliopsida; Myrtales; Myrtaceae.